Messenger RNA from Aspergillus campestris IBT 28561, 281 nucleotides. RefSeq lists its product as uncharacterized. The transcript has a single exon. Bases 76 to 234 code for a protein of 52 amino acids. The record is from RefSeq and is a predicted model, not a curated record. Lineage: Eukaryota; Fungi; Ascomycota; Eurotiomycetes; Eurotiales; Aspergillaceae.
CUAUGACCUGGGUACUAUCGGAAAUACUCCGCGUACGGAGUACUGCACUGCUGCAUACAGCAUGCAUAAUCAAAAAUGCAGACAUCACAUGGAAAUUCCACAGAAGCACAUGAUGAUCGUCCUGCUUCUGAUAUGAAAUGCUUGUACGGAGUACUCCGUAGUAGGUGGAUGAUACUGAAUAUGGAUUUUGUUUACUGUUUUAUUUCUACGUACGUGAUUGUUGGUUUAUCCUGAUCCAAUACUGGGAAAGAUAUGGGAAAGAUAUGGAUGUAUGAGUGGUC